AUGAACUUUGAUUUGUGGCGAACUAUUGGAAAAGAAUUUCUUAUCAAGAGUAACAUCAACAACUGGAUCGCUUGCAAGGAAGGUUCUGGAAGCCUAGUGAUGCAGAAAGACGGGUCCCUCAGCUGCAAACUGGUCAAACAAGUUUCAAAGCAGUGUGCUGGUGUUGUGCCAAAGUCCAUCACGAUGCACGCCCACGGUCCUUACAUCAACAGUGCAGGCCACUACUAUUUCUUCGCCGGUGGUAGGAGUGGAGGUUGGCCCACGCAUGAUCCGUGUGGCAGAAAUCAAGCGAAUCAAGUAAAAGGCGUGGUUAAUCCACAUGGCAAUAUUUUUGUUCGAUGAAAAAUUUCUCAAGCGCCUGCUGAAUAUUGGGAAGGAACCAAGAUAAAAUUGUAAAAUGCUAAUCAGCACUCUAAGGGACUGUAAACAAAAGCAGUAGCAAAAAGUUAUAUUUAACAUACAACUGAAAACUAUACUACUUGUGUGUGGCAACUGGAGGGCAGCGGAGCAUUGUGAAUGAAUAGCCAAUAAAUUUCGGUUCCUUAUAUUACAAAUGUUUCAUCUAUUGUUCAGCAUUACAGAAAUAAGGUUUAGUUAACUAUCGUCACCCAGUUAAAGCAACUACUAUUCCCACCGUCAAAGAGUAAAACAAAGUUAAAUUAUUUCCCUUUAUUAAAUUUUUCUCGUUAUACGUUUUUCGCUUUACCCUGUUACUGAAAGCGACCACACGAAACACGCUGAAUACACUCAACUCUCUCAUAAGAGAUACCUAUAUAAGACGCCAGACACCUGGUGUUGGCCCCUGCCGUUUUCGAAUCUUUUUACCGUAACUGUACUCUCUAUAAAUAAGACGGACACCUCCCUGAGAAGAGCAACGUCACUUCUGAAACCGUCAAAGGACACCUGUCGGUUGAGAAAUGUAUAUUAUGCAGUGAAACAUACAUCUAAGCGGAAAUUUAGGUGCUCAACAUAACAGUAGCCUACAAUAAGAAGGGGGAGGCAAUUUACAUUACAAAUACUGUACGGGACUCCUACUGCUCGUAUCUUAAAACCAUUCUCGACCUUUCUAAACGCUAUGUGGAGAACCAAAAAACUUGUCCUGUUAAACUGUGAAAACGUUAUCUUCUCGCUUUGGCUGAACUUUAGUAACCUUUCAAGAGGAGAACUUCAAAUGUUUCCACCAAAAACAAACCAUUACUGACUUACAGUACUGUAUUAAAGGUUUGUUUUUCAGUUAAAACAUUUACUCAAAAUAGCGAAUCACUAUUUAAUUAUUUUGUAGCCUUGCUCCAGUUCGCAGAGUGUACACAUUUACACUUUCAGGCCACUAAGCCGUGACAUUGGCUUGUAAUGAACGUUUGAUCAUGUAUAGUUUAGAAGCUCUAGCACUUCACAUUUGGAAUGACUGUACAUUGGAACUACCACACGUUUCCCGACUCACUGAUCUUGCUAGUGCAAUCGUAUUAUCGCACAUGUCAAGAGAUCUCAAAAAACGUUGCCCUUGAAAGAAUGGUAAAUUAGGACAAGCUAACUCGCCUUGGGAUUGGAGACAAAAUAAAAAAUCUUUAAUGGUCUUUUUAAACGUUCACGCGAAGGGAAAAUAAUUUGUCACUGCGCUUUCUUUCGCAAUCAAGUCGAUGUUUCUGAAUUGCUUGAACAAUUUGCGGUUGCUUAUACUACACUACAAGAAUUUAAACCACGCAAAACAAAAUUCGCCUUGAUUGUAGAUUACAAGGAUUCUCGAUUCUCUUGUGCUGCCGCCAUUGUUGCCUCCUUGCGAUGUAUUUUAUACGUCGUGUCGUCAGAAACCAAAAUGCAGAAAAUCAAAGCAAACGUUUGAUCAGCAACGUUGCGGACAGACGUUGCAGCUGGCGAAGCUGUGAUAACCUCAGCGGUUGCCGGGGGUGUUAAGCUAUGUAUACACUUUACCGGGUAGCUUUUGCGCCGGUAUGAAAACCACCGGAUAGCGUUUCUGUCCACACAUAAGAACGGUGAUUUCGAUGCAAUUUCUGUAACGGAGAGAAGCUGUGCCACGCCGAUCCAUAAAGUGGGGAAUUACAUAUUGAGUGUAUACCAGAUAAAAAGAGAUUUCUCUUGCCGACAGAUUUUCGUGUUGGAACGAAAAACUGUCCGGUAUAGUAUGAACUGAACAUAGCCUUAGAGAUAUAUAUUUUUGAAAGAAUAUGGACAGCUAUCAUUUUAAAGGCCAAUAUAUUUUUUGCCUAAAAUUGAAAAAUCAAUUAAAACUUAAAUUUUGUGAAAAGCAAAAAUUAAAACGCGAUAAACAUAUCCUCAGUCGUGAAAGGUUGGUAUGUAUUUUGAAUAAAAGUAAAUAGAACAAAGAUCGAACGAAAUUGUUUCAAUGGUUUAUUAAGGUGGUUACAGGCGCAUUGACAAAACAGUUAACUACCUAAUGUCAUACGGCUUACGGUUACUAACGAGAUGGCCGCGAAACUUCAGGAGAACUUGGCAAUAAUAUGGUCAGAAUAAUUCGAGUCUCUAGAGAUACUCUAGAAGAAGUCGCCUAUAGUGGAUCUUUUUUUCGAAUAUUUCUAGCUGAAAUUUCUGUUGUCAGCUUUUACUGAUAUAAUUAGUAUGCCAAAUGAAUUUAUAGAGAAAUCUUUGGAGCAGAAUUUGGUAACCAGAGCUGUUCAAUGAUUUCGACAACGAAUUGCUCUGAGGCAGAACGAGGCACACUUCACUGAAUUUUUGGGACAAGUAUUUUCAAUGCAAGCUAUAUUCUGAAAACCAAGCCGAUCGGCAAUCGUGCUAUUCUUUAAAAAGUACUCUUUGACUAUAAAUUAUUCCAAACCUUCGCUGUGAAGACAAUUGAUUAAUUCUUCAACAUUUUUUAAAUAUCUUCAGCAGUUUGGCUCAAACUCCUGCUUAACAGGCCUUCUAUAGAGCCUCUUGUGUAAAUAGAAAUAUUCCGUAAAGAAAAAUCUAUCAGCCUAUAUAAACUUAUUAUAAAUUCUCUAUUCGCCUAUCCGAAACAUUCCUUUGGUGUUCAGCAACUAGGGAAAAAAUCGUCAGUUCCUUUUGCCUGAGUGGGGACUUAAGGGAAGGGAAUAUUGCUUACACACUUAAAAUUAAAGGUAAUGUUACAAAGGAAAAUUUUUAAUACAUGUAUUACACUUUUUAACGUGUAAAGCGUUACAGAGAAUUUUUUAGUGUUGUGUUACGCUUUAUGUUGGGUACUUUUACGCCAGCUUUAAGUGUAAAAGAGCUGUGCUCUUAACGAAAGCGACCCAGGUGAUUAGAAUUAUGUUUCGUGGUUACUCGGAAUUUAUGAAACGCACAACGCCAGAGUAAGCGCCAGCGCAAGCUUCAGCGGUCUCCAUUUAACUCGAUGCAGCUUAAAGACGGAUCGUUUUAGACCUUAUUAUGCCAGCUUUGUUUUGGGGGUGGGGGGCAAUUUUUGUCAACGUUGUUGUUAGGGUGAUUUCUUCUUUUGUUUGUGUGUAUGAAAUCUUUGUUACUUUCUCAACCACUACUAACACGAUCUCAUGCGAGUUGGCGCUCAUUCUGUUCAUGAACCUUUAACUUCAAUUCAAGCUGCCAUAGUCAGAUUCCAGUUAAAGAAAUGAGGCCAAAAUAUUACCCACUAUACUACUCGCCCGAUGCUGGGUUUGAUAGACUACUCACCUUAUAGCCCUGUAAAUUAAUGAAUUCAGCAAAAAAAAUUAACUUAAGGAACCAUUAAAAGUGGUUUAGAAACUUUGACGCAUCUUUUAUAUUUGUUACAAAUGAAGCUUCGUUUCCAUUCUAAAUGUUAUGCUUUCAAUGUUACAUCAAUAGGGAUUUUGGUGGCUUGAGGAGGAUCCCUCUGAUGGCAAGAUGUCAAAAUCAAAAAGCAACAGGAACUUGAAUCCUGGUAAACACAGCAAGAGAAUCAGUGACAUGAAAGAAACAAGGAAUGAAGGUGUUCGUUUCUUUACCAAGGCGUCAGAAUUAAAGUCAUUAAAACCCAUUAGAGAUACCUCAAGGGAAUCGCGCAGGCAUAAAGACAAUUUACUUGCUGGCCAUAAAAGUGGCAUAGUAGACAGAAAAUAGAUCAGUGGUUAAAUAAGUGCUCCACUUCACAAUCAAUAGGACAUGAAGACAGUCGUGAGAAGAAGAGGUCUAGGGACGGUUCGUCAGGUGGUAACCUUGGUAACAUAUCUCCUGGGGAUUCUGCUGGUGUUAAGGACGUGGCUAAUGUAGUUGUUAAGUACCUGUCUCCGUAUCUAAAGCAGGGCUCUGUUGUCUCUAAGGUAAGAACUACGUAUCAAACAAAUAGAACUUGUGAAAGUACUACUGAAGAGGUUACAUUUGGAUGGUACAUCAACUCAGGAUUUCAUCCACAAGCUCAAACGUUAGAACUGAAAACUCUUUAAAUAGCAUCAGUGAAAGUACUUGCGGUACCAUUGAAGAGGUUUCAUUUGAAUGGUCAUACCAUAGAAUUUCAUCCACAGACAUAGAAUCGUUUGAAAGUUCUGCUGAAGAGGUUUUAUUUGAAUGGUGACAACAUAGGAUUUCAUCCACAGACUCAAAAGUUAGAACUCUAUGCUAAAUACAUUGUACCGUGUAAAAAUAUUGCUGGAGAGGUUACGUUUGAAUGGAGCACGGAAGGAUCUUAGACUCAAGCUAGAAUCUCUUUGUAUAGCGUAAUAAACCAGCAGCACAAGAAAGUACUGUACUAGAGCUUUCAUUUGAAUGGUUUCCAUAGUCACAACGAAGCAAGGAUUGAAUCCACUGCUUCAAUCGCACCAGAGGAAGGCCAUCCUUCGCAGCCUUUAUCGUCAUACCAAGGGAUUUUAUUCACAGAGUUAUAGUAAGAGUCAAAGUGCAUAUUUACAUAAUCGACCCUGGCAGCGAAAAGGGUUGAAGUUACUAUUUAUAGGUUAACAUUUUGUUUUGGUUUGUUUUCCUCUUCCACCAGAACUUGUUUAAGUAUUUAGCUCGCUGUAUCACCCACAGAGUCAUGCAAUCUGGAAAGGAGUCGUCAUCCUCUUCAAGUGAGUUAUUACUUGACUUUAAGGACCUUCGCGGAUUGGUUUAGUUGUUGCUUAAUGCUCAUCUAGUUGUUUGACAAUUCUACUGCUUUUAAGCUCUGCUUAUGUAACGUUUGAGAUUACCCAAACGCCACUAACAGACAAAUCGAGAUUUAGAAAGUACCUUCAGGCUUGGGACCUCGUCGACUAUCCCUUACUGUAAUUUGGAUCUGCCUAUAUUCUAACUAGAAGGACGAAAUUUCAAGGGGUCAAGCUUGGUUGACAUCCAUUGAUGAUUAUGUAAAAUCCUCUAUCUCCUGCCCUCAUUAAUGAUCUCCUUCUUCGUUCGCCUUCUAAAGUGCCAUCAAAGUAACUUUCAGUUGUUUUUAUUCUUUGUAGAAAAACUUGAGGUGAAAGCCACUGUUACGAAGUUGUUUGAUGUGUGCAAGAUAUUUGAGCGGGAAAGUGACUGGGACAAAUACAUCAGAGUUACAGGAGUUUCAAAAUGACUUGAGCAAUAAGCAGUGAAAUUAUUUAUUACUUUAAGCUUGCUCAGGUAAAUGUUAGGGAGCUUAAGUAAAGGCAACGGCGACGGCAACGAGGACGGCAAAAAAAGCAAUGGGUUUUGAUUGGCAAAACAACAACUCUGCUCGAGCAUCACGCUUUUUUGUACAUGUACAUUUUUUGCCGUCACUGAACGACUACGACGUGAAAGUGCCUAAUUUCACGGUUUAUGGAGGACGUAAACAAGCGAACACGAAAUCUUCUUUCCCUUUCUGAACUUGGAUAUGGUUCUGGAGAAUUUAAUUCCAGGAGAGUUCGCCUACAUUUGGCAAAGCCGGCCCAGUUCAAACGUCCAGCUUUUCAUGCACCGAAGUUUAUAGCAAGUUGGGUCGACCCAAGUGAUAUAAGUUCGACGGUUGAUUCAGACGUCGAAUUAGUGGGACUCUAUUCAUUUUCACGAUGCACAGUGGUCUACAAUGCUUACCAUUGCAAAUAAAUUAUUAAUAGUUAUUUAUGUGUACGGUUCGUAAGGUUCGACGUUUGAAGCGAGGUCGCUCCACAGUCGAAAUUCCCAAUUGGCCAAUUCAUGGGUAUGUGAAAAAUUCGACGUUUGAACAGGGCCUGAGUUGGAAUAAUCGCGAUUGAAGAUUAAAAGAAUGCAAAGUCACUUUUUAAGAGACGUUUUCGCCGCCAUCGCCGUCCUCGGAUCUCAAGGUCCCCAGUAGAAAAGCUGGAAGCAAAUCAGUGUCAAAAUAUUAAAAAGAAAUAUUUAUUUUGUCUCCCAAAGUCUAGAUAAAUAUAUUUGCCAGAGUAUGAAUAAUAAAGAUCACGUUGAGUUUCAAUAAAUUUUUCCCCUCGAAAGAAUCAAUUUAGACCUAAAUUUUGUUUAAAAAGAGGAAAAAGCUAUAAUUUAUAUUAUCUUUGCCGUCAAAAGGUCAAUUAGUUAUAUAUUCGGAAUAAAAAUAAAUUCAAUAAAGAAUGAUGAAAUAUUGACUUUUUUAGUUUCAAUGUUUGCUCAAAAGGGUUUUCUUAAUAUGUAAAUAUCCCAGCUUCUAAAACGAAACAUCAGAGGGCAAAGCUUUGUAAGCCUUUCUGGUUGAUUUAAAUUACACUCCUUUUUGAACGGCAGUAAUGUUUCCCAGAGUCCCGGGCGGAAAGCGAUGUCUGUGUUGUGGUGCUAUUUAUUGGUGCUUUCAUUAUUCACCGUUGAGUAAAAGUCACGAAAUUUUUUUGUCUCAUUAGGAGGCCAAGCUAGCCUGCGUAGAAGGGGCCUUUUUUUUUCAGGGGCGAAGGAAGAAAUUUCGAGGUUAACCGGUGCCUGCCGCUAAGGCCAAAGCAUGGUCAAGCGGAUUUCAACUCGGUCACCCGCAACCAUCGUUCAAAUCCCGCUCUAGUCACUAGCAAGUGUUUUUCUCGAUAACCCGGCCUACACAUCCUCGGCCAUGAUUACAGUCAACGGCUUUUGCCUACGGCCAGUAGCGAUCCUUCCUUGCUGUUACUUUUAGAAUACAUGUAUUUUCGUAAUAGUAAUUUUGUGGGCCUCAAUAUGAUCUAGUGGGUCACCAGGAAUAGCGCCACUCCUUUAAAGAUUUUGCCUGUUUAUUUGUAAACGAGACUGACGAAAGAUUUAGUGUAGUCGAGCAAUAUGUUUCUAUGCUUCGCGCAUAAUGUAGCCAGAUUGCUAAAGAAUGCACUUUAUUUGAGUGUAAAUGUUUUUAGCGCGAGAGUUUGCAACGGCUUUUCCUGCUGUACGUUGUUUCCAAUUCAGGAAAAAGGUAUUGGGAUUGUAAGCUACCUUGUAUUGAAGCUCAGAUAGAACUGUCCAGCACCUUUGUUUAUGACCAGAAAAUGAGCACGAGUGGCAGCUCUGCGAGGAAUUCGCACCUCAGCCAGGGGGGACGAAUGACAAUGAUGCCCAUGUCCGUGAACCGAUCCGUAUAAACAUGUAUUGCAGAGCAAAACAUAAUAAUCAAGAAAAAAAAUACCCAUUCAUUGAAGGAACGAAGAAGUGACAAAAAUUUCAGAGUUGUAAAUUUAUUCACCGGCAGUAUUUUUGCGAUAAUUUUAUUUUGCACUGUGAUGUUAUUCGGUUCACAGAGUGGUCAUCAUUGUCGUUCGUCCCCCCUGGGUGAGGUGCGAAUUCCUCGCAGAACUGCCGCUCGUGCUCAUUUUGUAGUCAUAAACAAGGGUGCUGGACAGUUCUUUCUGAGCUCUGAUACGAGGUAGCGUCUAAUCUCAACACUUUUUUCCUGAGUUGGAAGCAACGAACAGCAGUAAAAGUCGUUGAAAAUGCAAUGCAAUACAUCAAAAUGUAUGCAGCAGGAGUUUGAGCCAAAACUGCCAAGGGAUAUUUUAAAACUGUCGAAGAACAAGUCAUUCUACUUCAGAGCAAGGUAUGGAGCAAUUUGUAGUGGUUCUAAAACUAAAAAGUACCUUUUAAAGAAUAGCACGAUAGGCAAUCGGCUUUUGUUUUAAGAAUUAGCAAACGUUGAAUUUACUUGUCCCGAAAAUUCAAACUGGUGGCUCCUUCUACCUGAUAGUAAUUUAUUUUUGAAAUUCCAAAACAAUUUCACAGCUGAAUUUUGAGCGACUUUUAGUUACGGACUUCUGCUCCAACGAUUUUUCUGAAAUUCCUCUGGCAUAUUUAUUAUAUCAAUUAAAGCCGAUACCAGAAAUUUGAGUAAAAAAUAUCAGCAAAAUUUUUUACUAACGGUAGGGUCCUUUUAAGCGCUAAUUUCUCAAGAAAUAUUUACCAUCAAUGAAAUCGGAAUAUUUCGUAUUAUUGCCGAAUGAUAUCCGUUAUUCUUUGAAAAGUUUCGCAGCCAUCGCGUUAAAAACCAAAAAGUUAUGACGGAAAAUUUGUCACAGCUAAAUGCUCUUGUAUUAAUUACGGAGCCACCUUUUAAACGCGUAGGUUUGUUCUGUUUGUUCUGUUUUUUUUUUGUUAGCAAAACAUUGGUAAGGGAAGGAACCCUCUCUAAAAUAUUUCACAAAGAGAGGAAUCCAUCAGCCAAUAUAAACUACUGUAUCUUGAUUUCCAUCUGCGAUAAUCCUUCAAAAAUCAACUUAACAAGGAAAAUAUAUCAACUUUUCAUAAUCAGCUCCUUCAGUCCGAGUGAAGACUAGGCUGAGGUAUUGAUAAGACACGUGCAAGGGUUAAAAAUAAAGACCGCAAGUAAAACUCUUGUUACCGUAAUGUGGCAUAUUUUAUUCAGGUUUUGUCUGACCUCGUAGUAAGCAAUUUAUAGACUAGAGCUGCUUCAUAUCAACAUCAUUUCAACUGGUUAAUCGUAAGCCAUUUAUCGCAUUCCUUUGAAGCAAAAUUAAUUCAAAACUAUGUUUCGUUUUACGCUGUGCUUGCUUCUCGUCUGUACGGUCUUUUCUUCCGCACCAAGGUAACAGUAUUUCUAAUUUAUACCUAAUUUGAACAUAUGACGAGAACGUGAAAUUGAACAAAAAUCUCUUCACUUUCUUGAUGAGAGGCUGUCGCUGGUUUGCUUUUAUUUUACCUUGCAUACACGAAGAUUUUUCAUCCUGUGAAACAAAUUUCAAAAUUCAUAUACUUUAAUUUAUCUUUUGUUCACGGUUACAUGACGGUGCUGUUUUAGACUUCGUCUGCUCUCGAUCUGGUGGUUUAAUAAUUCGCUUUAAUGCAAAAUUGAUACAGCAAGUUUCAAAGACAUUCAUAAACACAGACUUUCGAUUAAAGCAAUGCGAAAGAGCUCAAAAGGCUUCUAUAAGAGUUAAUAACAUUGAACGAAAAUUUAUACAAACUGAACGAUUUUUAUCUCUAACUGGAAUAAGCUAUGAUGACUCUUUUCCAUGUAUUUUAAAAAACCUUUCGGGCGGCUUUCGAAACACUUCUUAUUACCUAGCUAAAGGUAAGAACCAUAUACAGCUUUGAGCAGCCCCAGACAUUGAAAUUUCGGUAAAAGACAGAAAAGAGAGUUUAACGACAUUAAGUUACACAUCUACAGCUUUUUUGGAGUAUCAGUAAAUCAAAUUUCGGAUUCCGCACAAACUCAUGUACUAAUGCGUGAUAAAUUUUAUUUACGUAGGGCUCUGGAUAAAAACAUCAGAUAUAAAGUGCUAGAGAUGGACCCAAAGGGAAAUCUUUACCUUCACAAAACUGCUUUUCUCUGCAACAAUGAUAUCAUCAAACGACUCGUUAGCGGCAAAUACCAUCUCGUAGACUCGACCCCCAUUGGUAAGUCACUCAAUUUUUCCAAAAAAGGAAACCAGCAAAGGGCUUUAUAUGUACUGUGAUGAGUCGUAUGCUUAAUGCUUCCAGACCUCCACUGAAUUAGCACUGAAUUAGCUUAUUCUUGAACUGCUAAAAUGUUCGAAAAGAAAAGGAAGUCGACAGUGCCAUUUCAAAUGUUUUCGUGCUUCCUUAAGCCACUUUUUUUCCAAUAAUAACUGAAAGAGAGUGCUGGUACUGUCCUUAGGGUAACUGAAGAAAGCUCAAUUUAAUUAGAAUGCUCGUUUUCGUUAUGAACGCAGGUCUGUCAAAAGAUUCUUCAGCACUUAAUUGCAAGGAUCUCAAAACAAAAGUGCCUUCUGCCACGUCAGGCGUCUACUGGAUUGACCCGGAUGCUGGUUCCCAUAGCAACGCUUUCCAAGCCUAUUGCGACCAACAGACGGAAGGAGGAGGUUGGACUUUUGUCUGGAGUUAUACCUUCACAGCUUAUUCAAGCUUCACGUCUGGCGCAAACGCUGUCACUCCACGGCCUGCAUGGACAGCCAGCGGCGCUAACACACGAGUGUCCACCACAGUUCCACUGAGCGAGACGCAUUAUGAAGCCAUGAACUUUGCUUUGUGGCGCACCAUUGGAAAAGAAUUCCUUAUCAAGAGUAACAUCGACAACUGGAUCGCUUGCAAGGAAGGUUCUGGAAGCCUCGUGAUGCAAAAAGCGGGGUCCCUCAGCUGUAAACUGGUCAAACAAGUUUCAAAGCAGUGUGCCGGUGUAGUGCCAAAGACCAUCUCGAUGUACAGUCCUGGUCCUUCUCUCAACACUGCAAGCCACAACUAUUACUUCGACGGUAGUACGAGUGGUAGUUGGCCUACUCAUGAUCCAUGUGGCAGAAAUCAAGCGAAUCAAGUAAAAGGCGUGGUUAAUCCACAUGGCAAUAUUUUUGUAAGGUGA
This is a messenger RNA of Porites lobata, 10624 nucleotides long. Lineage: Eukaryota; Metazoa; Cnidaria; Anthozoa; Scleractinia; Poritidae. The record is from the annotation of a GenBank genome assembly.